AUCUAUGUUGAUCGCACUCUCUGGAAAGAACAAGGUCGGAUUCAUUGACGGCACUAUCAAGAAACCUAAUGGAAAUUUGCUUGCAGCGUGGAAGUGCAACAAUGACAUAAUAACUUCCUGGAUUAUCAAUUCGGUUUCAAAGGAGAUAGCCGCGAGCAUCAUCUAUACUGGAUCUGCGAAGGAUAUUUGGGAUGAGCUUAAGGAGCGCUUUCAACAAAGCGAUGCUCCGCGAAUCUUCCAACUUCGUAAGGAAUUGGUUACUACAAUCCAAGGAACUCUGUCUAUUGAAGCUUAUUAUACGAAAUUAAAGACUGUCUGGCAAGAACUUACGGAUUAUCGACCGACUAUUGACUGCACAUGCUCUGGAUUGAAGUCUCUUUCGGAAUUCUUUCAAUCAGAGUAUGUUAUGACUUUCCUCAUGGGGCUUAACGAAUCUUAUGCCAAAAUUAGGGCCCAGAUUCUUCUUAUGGAUCCAAUUCCACCUAUGAACAAGGUUUUUUCAUUACUCAUCCAAGAGGAACGUCAACGUGCUAUAGGCACCAUCAAUCCUCCUCUUCCUUCGAUGGCCAUGGCUGUUGCUGAAAUUUCCAAGCGAAAUAGUGCUACUCAAUUUCGCCGAAAGGAUAAUCGAUCCUUCUGUACUCAUUGCGGCCUUCGUGGACAUGUAAUUGACAAAUGUUACAAAUUGCAUGGUUAUCCUCCAGGAUAUCGUGCUAAUAAUCCUGCUGCUAGGAUCGGCCAACUGCAUAAUCCCAAUGGAACCUCUCAUUCCAAUGGCGUUGUGGCUAAUCAGGUCUCUGAGAAGAAUGUUGAUAUUACUUCAUCCCCUGCCAUUCAACGACCAUCAAAUAGUUCGCCUGCUUUCUUUAAUAGCCUCAAUUCCAGCCAAUACUCACAACUUAUGGAGAUGCUUCAAUCUCACCUUCAGGCUGCUAAACCAGAGACCAUCACGCCUAUGAAUCAUGUUGCAGGACAGGUCACCAUUGAGAAUGAUUGGCAGGGCUGAAUGUUUAAAUGGACUUUAUUUUCUUACACCGCCAUUGUCCAUUGCUUGCCUGCCGGUGUCUUCCUCUCCUGCAUCUCAACCCGAUUCAGUCAUUA
Molecule: messenger RNA, 1101 nt
Organism: Momordica charantia (bitter melon)
Lineage: Eukaryota; Viridiplantae; Streptophyta; Magnoliopsida; Cucurbitales; Cucurbitaceae
Product: retrovirus-related Pol polyprotein from transposon RE1
Source: RefSeq, a predicted model, not a curated record